Bombus pascuorum is the source of this 1180-nucleotide messenger RNA. Its product is annotated as peptidyl-prolyl cis-trans isomerase E. Gene Ontology annotation, molecular function: peptidyl-prolyl cis-trans isomerase activity; RNA binding. Lineage: Eukaryota; Metazoa; Arthropoda; Insecta; Hymenoptera; Apidae. Gene Ontology annotation, cellular component: intracellular membrane-bounded organelle. Bases 136 to 1017 code for a protein of 293 amino acids. The record is from RefSeq and is a predicted model, not a curated record. Gene Ontology annotation, biological process: protein peptidyl-prolyl isomerization; protein folding. The transcript has 4 exons.
UAUUCUUCGACUUUGUAGUAGUGUGUGUAGCCGACGCGCCGGCGUCCUUCAGUCAAUAAAAUUAUUAUAGGAUUUAAAUGUUUAUUACAGUAUCACAUUCGACAAAACAAAAAGCAUACAAGAAUUUUAUGCACUAUGAGUACGAAUACGAAAAGAACUAUUUAUGUGGGAGGCUUAGCCGAAGAGGUUGAUGAAAAAGUAUUACAUGCAGCAUUUAUACCUUUUGGAGAAAUUGUCGAUGUACAAAUACCAUUAGAUUAUGAAUCAGAGAAACAUAGAGGAUUUGCUUUUAUUGAGUUUGAAAGUGCAGAAGAUGCAGCAGCAGCAAUUGAUAACAUGAAUGAUUCUGAGUUGUUUGGCCGAACAAUCAGAGUAAAUAUUGCAAAACCACAGAAGAUAAAAGAAGGUUCAUCAAAACCUGUUUGGGCUGAUGAUGUAUGGUUACAAGAGCAUGCAGGUGAAACACUUAAAAAUGAUGAUAAUACAAAAUCAAGUGAUACAGUGCAACCAAAAAAAGGAAAACAGAAUCCUCAAGUAUAUUUUGAUAUUAGUAUCGGAAAACAAGAAGUAGGUAGAAUUAUUAUGAUGUUGAGAGCUGAUAUUGUACCAAAGACUGCUGAAAAUUUCCGUGCCCUUUGUACUCAUGAAAAGGGAUAUGGUUAUCAAGGAAGCACUUUUCAUAGAAUUAUUCCAGAAUUUAUGUGUCAAGGAGGAGAUUUUACAAAUCAUAAUGGAACAGGAGGAAAGUCAAUCUAUGGAAAUAAAUUUGAUGAUGAGAAUUUUGAACUAAAACAUACAGGACCAGGUACAUUGUCAAUGGCAAAUUCUGGUUCAAAUACAAAUGGAUCACAAUUUUUCAUAUGUACAGCACGUACAGAUUGGCUAGAUGGAAAACAUGUAGUGUUUGGACAUGUUCUUAGUGGUUUAGAUGUUUUAAAAAAAAUGGAAAAAUGUGGAACAAAAACAGGCACUCCUACUCAGAAAGUUGUUAUAAUAGCUUGUGGGGAAUUGACUUAAAUAAUCACAUUUAUUACUUAAUUAUAUUAGCUCUCACAGAUUUUUUAUCAGUUAGAGUUUUUAAUAAACAAUUUAUGGAAAGUGCUAAUUAAAACAAAAAAGUGUAUGUAAGAAUGUUAUAUGUAAUUAUGAUAAAGAAAAUACACAGUACUAUAAUUAUUUA